AUGUCUUCGACAGACGAACUGCGCGCGCAAAUCGACGCUGUUGCGGCACAGAUAUCGAAGACAAAGAAGGAAAAGGGCGCCGGGAGCGAUGAUUGCAAGGCGCUUAUCGCCAAGAUGGCGGAGCUGCGCCGGCAGUUGCCGCAGGAGAAGAAGAAGCCGACUGAAAAGGCCCUGGAGAUGAGCUACUUCGAGACGCGCCUUGCCACAGUGAAUGAGAUGGGGCUCCUCGGUGCCGCGUACCCGCACAAGUUCGAGCGUGACUACACCAUCCCCGCCUUCAAGACGCGUUUCGCCCCGCUUCUUAAGGAAAACGGGCAGCGGGCGGAGGAAGUCGUCACGAUCGCCGGCCGCAUCAUUACGAAGCGCAGCUCCGGCUCGAAGCUGCACUUCCUCACGCUGCAGGGAGAUUCGGACAUCGUGCAGGUCAUCUCCGCCCUUGGCGACUACACCAACGACGGCUUUGCCGACAUUCACGGAAAGAUUAAGCGCGGCGACAUUAUUGGCGUCAAGGGCGUGGCGUCACUCUCCAAGUCGGGCGAGUUUUCCAUGAGCGCAAUCGAGAUCACGCUGCUGUCGACAUGCUUCCACAUGUUGCCAGAUGACUGGUACGGUCUUAGCUCGGUUGAGCAGCGCUUCCGUCAGCGCUACCUGGACCUUAUUGUGAAUCGUGAAAACGCCAGGACCUUUGUGCUUCGCUCAAAAACUAUUAAGUACAUCCGGAACUUCUUUGAUGAUUUGGAUUUCCUCGAGGUGGAGACACCAACGCUGAACCAAAUCGCCGGUGGUGCCGCUGCUCGCCCCUUCAUCACGCACCACAACGAGCUCAAUCAAACCAUGUACCUGCGCAUUGCCCCUGAACUUUACCUCAAGGAGCUCGUCGUGGGUGGGCUGGACCGCGUGUACGAGAUGGGAAAGCAGUUCCGCAACGAGGGUAUUGACCUCACACACAACCCCGAGUUCACGAGUAUUGAGGCGUACUGGGCAUACAUGGAUUACAACGACUGGAUGCGCACCACGGAGGAUCUCCUGUACGGCCUCGCAAUGCACCUUCACGGCACACCACUUGUGAAGUACGCGCCGAAGGACUCAGAGGGGAACCAACUCCCCGAGGUGGUCUUCAACUUCAACAAGCCCUUCAAACGCCUCCACAUUGUCCCCGAGCUGGAGAAGCGGCUCAAUGUGAAGUUCCCUGCGGACUUCGACAGUGCCGAGGCCAACACAUUCUUCUUGGACCUCUGCAAGAAGAACAAGGUGGAAUGCAAUCCCCCAUUCACAACGACUCGUCUUUUGGAUGCACUGAUUUCGCACUACCUUGAGCCGGAGUGCCACGACCCGACAUUUGUCUGCGACCACCCAAGAAUCAUGUCACCUCUUGCCAAGUGGCACCGCGACGACCUCCGCUUGACGGAGCGCUUCGAACUCUUCGUCAACAAAAAAGAGCUGUGCAACGCCUACACGGAACUCAACAACCCUAUUGUGCAGCGGGAGGAGUUCAUGAAGCAGCUUAAGGACAGGGAAGACGGUGAUGAUGAGGCGAUGGAGAUUGACGAGAGCUUCAUCCAGGCGCUCGAGCACGCCCUGCCCCCAACAGGUGGAUGGGGAAUGGGCAUCGACCGUCUCGUGAUGUUCCUCACCAGCCAGGCCAACAUCAAGGAGGUUCUUCUUUUCCCUGCGAUGAAGCCUGAGGGUUCCAGCACUACAUCACAAAAUUACCCACCAGGGACCAUGCUUAAUGGGCAGGGUGUGCCCCUCCUCCACUAA
Messenger RNA from Trypanosoma grayi, 1761 nucleotides. RefSeq names its product lysyl-tRNA synthetase. Gene Ontology annotation, biological process: lysyl-tRNA aminoacylation. Gene Ontology annotation, molecular function: ATP binding; lysine-tRNA ligase activity; tRNA binding. The record is from RefSeq and is a predicted model, not a curated record. The transcript has a single exon. Gene Ontology annotation, cellular component: cytosol; cytoplasm. Bases 1 to 1761 code for a protein of 586 amino acids. NCBI's taxonomy places the organism in Eukaryota, Euglenozoa, Kinetoplastea, Trypanosomatida, Trypanosomatidae.